CGCAUACUGGGGUGUGAUGUGCACACGGCGGCGACGCUAACAAUCGUAUGCGACGACACUAACAUUUGCGUAGAUGCCGAUAUGGAUGACGACAAUGAAUCAGGGAAGGCUGGUGUAUUCGAGACUAACAAGGACGAUUUCUUUGGGGACUUAUAG
Molecule: messenger RNA, 156 nt
Organism: Sphaeroforma arctica JP610
Lineage: Eukaryota; Ichthyosporea; Ichthyophonida
Exons: 1
Source: RefSeq, a predicted model, not a curated record